Papilio polytes (common Mormon) is the source of this 666-nucleotide messenger RNA. RefSeq names its product sugar transporter ERD6-like 6. Gene Ontology annotation, molecular function: transmembrane transporter activity. The coding region runs from base 40 to 666 and encodes 208 amino acids. Gene Ontology annotation, cellular component: membrane. The transcript is spliced from 4 exons. The record is from RefSeq and is a predicted model, not a curated record. Gene Ontology annotation, biological process: transmembrane transport. NCBI's taxonomy places the organism in Eukaryota, Metazoa, Arthropoda, Insecta, Lepidoptera, Papilionidae.
UAUUAAUUCGUAAAUAUAUUCUAAUUAUAGUGAAAAAUUAUGUUUGAAUAUUAUAUUAGACAACAAGUAUGGAUAAGUUUACGAUUAUACAUUGGGCAGAUCUUAGUUGGCUACGGUCUAGGAUGGACCGCACCUAUCAUCCCUAAGCUUUCUGAUACCAACACAUCACCGUUGCCAUAUGAACUCACAGAAACGGAAACAUCGCUAAUUGCAUCUAUUAUUUACGUUGGUACUAUCUUAGGGCCAUAUGUAACGAGUUAUUUGUGCAACGCGGUCGGUCGCAAGCCUUGCUUUAUCCUAGCCGGAGUUUCGUCUCUUAUAUCUUUCCUACUUCUCGCAAUCGCUAAUAACCUAGCUAUGAUAUACGUUGGAAGAAUAUUAUGUGGUUUAGGAUCUGGAAUUAUAUUUAUUGUAAACCUUGUCUACAUUGGGGAAAUAGCGUCGACCAAUAUUCGAGGUAUAUUGUUAACGAGUAAUGCAAUUUUUACAACUCUGGGUACACUUAUCGUAUAUUCAAUAGGCCCUUUUGUCUCGUACCCUUUGGUGUCUUACAUUGCAGUGCCUAUUUCUGGAAUAUACUUACUAGGAAUCAUAUUUAUACCAGAGUCUCCUACGUCUUUGAUGUUAAAAUGUAUUCUACAUACAUUCUACGUUGUAAAAAAAUAG